Messenger RNA from Porites evermanni, 2087 nucleotides. The record is from the annotation of a GenBank genome assembly. Lineage: Eukaryota; Metazoa; Cnidaria; Anthozoa; Scleractinia; Poritidae.
CUAACAACGAGCCAAGCAAAGAAGGCAUUACCAGACCAACCAAGUGUUCAGCCACCGCAUGGAGAUAAACUGGGUUCAGGAAUGGUGUCUUUGGGAGAAAUACAAGAAAACGAAAUAUUUCCCCAAGAAGACACUUCUCACUUCAAGACGAAAGAGACCUCGCAAAAAGAAGUCGUGGCUUGCUGUGGUGGCAAUGAUACCACUAAGGACAAUUUUACUUAUUUUCUGUCUAGAAAAGGCAAUCAUCAAACAGGGACCAGCUCAUUUAAGGAUGAUGACAUUGUUGAUGACACUGACGCUAAAGUUAACGUGAAAAUACCCAAAAGGAGAGCGGGUAGCUCCUUUACUGAUUACAAGGAUGAGAAAAGAGGCAAACCUUGGGGUCAGUGUAAUAUAUGAAGUUCGUAUUCCCAGUGUUACAAAACUAGAUGCAUGAUAGAUCCUUGCUUUCUUACUAAUUAAUGAUUUUUUGCUAAAGUGAAGUGCCAAUCCGUUCUCCUUUUCCAGUUUCUUCAGAUCUCCUUAGAGUUACGUUAAUCAUCGUUUGCGGUUUUGUUUAAAGAUUUACCAUAAGUCGAAGCGCCUUUUCUGUAGGCAUUUUUCGUUAAGAAAUUUAAUUAAGGCUUACUCAAUUAAUGCUGACGUUUUCAUUAUACAAAUAUGUGCUUUUUGGAAUAGUGAUCUAUGUCACGAAUUUAUUCGACUGUGCAAUGAAUGAGAACUGCUGCACUGCUGUGAGUUGAUUGGAGACGAUCCCGGGGAUGGGGCAUUUGCUCUCCUAUUUCGUCCCCACUGACGGGUAUUUCUGAUGUGUAGGUAGACAGACUUGAGGGUUAAGGAAAAUCACGUCCAUUUUGGUAUUGGUAUAAGCGUUAAUUAUCUACUAUUUUUUUAGACGACGACGAUGGUAAAUUCAGGCUACCUCCUGGUGCAGAUGUUGAUGAUCCUGGAAUCUCUGUUGAAUUAAAUGCAUUAAUUGCAUCUAGUUCUAUUAAAAGAAACAGGGCUACUUUAUCAACGGUCGAUAAAGGUCAUAGUCAUGAAGAAACAGAAACAACUGAAAAUGAGAAUAAUGAAUUAUCCCAGAAAGACCAGAAAGAUCAAGAAAAAAAAUGCAAGGAUGAUUUCACGGUUUUCAACCAACAUUUGGAAAGCAGAUCACUGAAAACAAAGAAGAAGGCCUCUACAGAGACGGGAAGUAGUGCUCAGAGCAAUUUAUUGAGAAAAGACGAAAGAAAGAAAGGACCAAGCAAUUCAGAAGGUACUUAUUGUAAAAAAUAAAUAACUCUAAAAUUAUGCUAGUAUGAGAAAAUUUUCGUUUAUCCAUGGAAGAGACUGUCACAGGGCACCACACAAGUUUAUAGCAGACUAGUGGACAUUUCGGAAAUUUUCGCCGAGAACUUGUCAACGUAUAUCGUAGCAGCUUAACACUUGUUACACUCGACACAGUCGGUACCCGGCUUAAAUUCAGUCGAUGCACUCAAGACAGUAGGCUCAUUCCUAUAUGACACAUCUUUCUGAAAAAUGUUGUACUGUUUUUGCCAACGAGCCAAUCAAAGAGCCGCUUUGGAACGGCGCAGGUAAACUGUUAUUCGACCCACGCUUGUAUGCUUACGGGUUUGACAUGAAUCAGUAAGUGCAGGUUGACCAUGAACACGGUUGCCUUUCAAAGCGUUUUGUCUUGCUUGUUUUAAAAUUUUCUUUUUUAUUAUAUCUGUCUUACAGCUAGUGGCCAUGAAAAGGAGAGUGAAAGUACAUUUGAUUUAAAUAGAGGAGGAAGAAUGCAGAGCAUCGAGGAAGACAAAGUAAGUUCAGGAUCGGCCUUAAAUCAGGCAGAAAAAGCUACAUCUCGAUAUGAAUUGAGCAACAACGUAACUCAGAAAGAAAACGACUUGGCUGAAAGGACAAAGGAAGAUGAAAGCAAAGUUUUGAAUCAGGAGCUCAGCUCAGUAAGCAAAUCAAGGGACAAAAGAAAGAAUGUGACCUUUAAAGUGACUGGAGACAGUGCUGAAAAUGCCAGCGGUAGCAACAACGAAAUGGAAGAAGGGAUAUUCACCUCAAAAGGUAUUUGUUUUGAAGCAAAAUGA